AUGAAGUUCGGCAGCACCACCUUCACAGCUCUUGCAGCUCUUACUCCCACCAUAAUGGCCGCUCAAGCAUAUAUACCUUACGCCUGGUGCCCCAACAUACCCGCCAUCCACAACAAGCCCGUCUCCGCCCACGACGGCCGCUUCUUCAUCGACAAAGACACCACUGCCGUGGGCCCCUACGGCAGCAACCCAGACCUCUGGAACACAACCAUAAUCUCCGGUCCCACAGAGGGCGACAACUGGUGGAUGGGCAUCACCGGCACCGGCGGCCAAUCCCUGUUUCUGGCCAAGUGGUCCCCGUUUCUGUCCCAUGCGAAAUGGGCGCUGGGGUCUACGGUUGUGGAUGGCAAAGAUGUUGACGGUGGCUUCUUGCCUGCGUAUGGGACGGGCGCCGUGACAUUUGUGUUGGGCAACACGACGGAUAGUCAGCUUAAAUUGGUCAAUACGGGCAGGUAUGGAGGUUCGCGCGGGACUCCCAUGACUGAUGAGUGGAGUGCUUGUGCGGUUGGCGAUUUCUUCUCUGUCGAAGCCGGAAGGAGAAUUGAGUAUGGAUUGGACUGUUAUGAUUUCGAGAUGGUGUUGAAGGUGACUGAUGCGCCUGCUCCUCAGUACUACCAUUACUGGGAUGAGCUCUGA
Molecule: messenger RNA, 636 nt
Organism: Aureobasidium uvarum
Lineage: Eukaryota; Fungi; Ascomycota; Dothideomycetes; Dothideales; Saccotheciaceae
Source: the annotation of a GenBank genome assembly